Messenger RNA from Dendrobium catenatum, 758 nucleotides. RefSeq lists its product as uncharacterized. Lineage: Eukaryota; Viridiplantae; Streptophyta; Magnoliopsida; Asparagales; Orchidaceae. The annotation marks the transcript as partial. The record is from RefSeq and is a predicted model, not a curated record. The transcript has 2 exons.
AUGAAGGAUCUACCCAUCCCUUUGCAUGUUGGAGAAGAAGACAUCUUGAAGAUUCUUAACAUCCCUGACGUCAAACAUCUUCUAUUCGAGGUUCGUCAUUUGACCAAAUAUAUUGAAGAAGAAUUUCUAUUCAAAGUGGGGCUGUCAAUUCAAGCUGGGAGGUCAGAGGCAAAGAUGUUGAAGAAGUCUACUAAAGUUCACGAGCCACCUGCCCCUUCUUUAAAAGUUCCUUCUAAGCGAAAAAGUGAUGAUCCUCAGGCCUUACUGAAGAAGAAGAAAUUGGAAGGAAUUUCAACGAGUCCUAGCCAGGUUCCCCUUGACUCUUCUCCUGCAAAGUUACAUGUUCCUGGGGAUGUGUUGAAACAUCAGUGCCUUGGACGUCGCAAAACUGAUGACUUGCUAUCAAGCCACAUGGAGCUUGAGGUCGAGCUUACUCGGACCUUAAACGAAUGGAAUGAUGAAUUUGUGAAGGUGAAGUAUCUUCAAGGAGAGUAUAAGCGGAAGUAUGACCAUAGAACCAAAGAGGUGAAGGUUCUAGAGGUGGAAUUGACCGACUGUAUAACUGAAUUGGCCAAUAUUAUGACCACUACUUCUCUUAAGAACCAGCAGAUAGAUCGACUCCAGAUUGAACUUGUGGAGGCACAGACAACGAUCACACAGCUUCUAAAGGAUCAAAAGGUCUCUGGAGAGAAGAUGGCGGUUCUAGAAGCUGAAAAUAAGAAAUCUCAUACCAUCAUAGCUGAGAAGGAGGCCGCUUU